Zeugodacus cucurbitae (melon fly) is the source of this 1529-nucleotide messenger RNA. RefSeq names its product delta-aminolevulinic acid dehydratase. NCBI's taxonomy places the organism in Eukaryota, Metazoa, Arthropoda, Insecta, Diptera, Tephritidae. The coding region runs from base 215 to 1201 and encodes 328 amino acids. The record is from RefSeq and is a predicted model, not a curated record. Gene Ontology annotation, cellular component: cytosol. The transcript has 2 exons. Gene Ontology annotation, molecular function: porphobilinogen synthase activity; zinc ion binding. Gene Ontology annotation, biological process: heme biosynthetic process.
AUUUAUGUAUGUAUCAUGAGAUUGUUCAAGCAAAUGUUAAGCGAUUUUGAGUGAUACCAGCUAUGAUAUGGUUUUUCGGUUCGCAAGUCAUCUAUGUCGCAAGUCACGCAAUCGCCAAUUCAAAGGCAAACUCGUCGUAGCAUGGUACACUGCGGUACACUGUGCACGCAAUACAAACAAACGAAGUACUUAGCGAAUACUAAUAUAAUAAAUAAUGGAAAGAAAACUGCAUAGUGGAAUUCAUCAUCCGACUUUGCGAAUGCUGCAAGAAUCAGGAUGUGAAAUAACUCCACACAAUUUAAUGUACCCGAUAUUUUUGAUAUGUGAUGAUGAUGCAGUCGAACCAAUUAAAAGUAUGCCAGGUCAAUCACGAAUGGGUGUAAAUCAAUUGCGAAAUUUUAUCGAACCGCUCAUACCCAAAGGACUCUCUUCAGUUCUUCUUUUCGGUGUUGUCGAUUCUUCGUUGAAAGAUGAUCGAGCUAGCAAUGCUGACUCUGAUAUAAAUCCGGUAAUGCGAGCAUUACCUUUGUUGAGAAAGUGGUUUCCAAAUCUUUUAAUAGCAUGUGACGUAUGUCUAUGUCCGUACAUGAAACAUGGACAUUGUGGCAUUCUUGGUGAAAAUGGACUAUUGAACGCACAGAGCAUUGAACGCUUGGCAGAGGUUGCUGUUUCCUAUGGUCUUGCGGGAGCACAUAUUGUCGCCCCUUCAGAUAUGAUGGAUAAUCGUAUUCGUGCAAUUAAAGAAGCAUUAAUAGCAGCAAAUUUGGAAAAUAGAGUAUCUUUAUUGUCGUAUUCUGCGAAAUUUGCAUCAAACUUUUAUGGUCCCUUUCGUGAUGCAGCGAAGUCGGCGCCAGCAUUCGGUGAUCGUCGUUGCUAUCAACUCCCUAGUGGGUCUAAGGGACUGGCUAUUAGAGCAGUUCAUAGAGAUGUUAUGGAAGGAGCAGAUAUGUUGAUGGUUAAACCGGGCAUGCCGUAUCUGGAUAUUUUGCGUCAGACAAAAGACACUUAUCCAAGUCAUCCGUUGUAUGUAUAUCAAGUCAGUGGGGAAUAUUCUAUGCUACAUUUCGCUGCCGAGAAUGGUGCAUUCGAUCUAAAGGAUGCUCUAAUGGAGACGAUGAAAGGAUUUCGUCGGGCAGGGGCUGAUUGCAUUAUAACGUACUUCACUCCUACUUUGUUAGAUAUAUUAUCUGAACUCAAAUAGCGUAGAGUUAGUUUACUUUUAAAUGUUUGCCUAACUAUGUAUAAACAUUUUAAUAUAUUAAUUUUGUCAUCGAAAUUAAAAACAAAAUCUUUUAAUUACUAAUAGAAAACAGCAUUUAUGGCAGUGAUAGUAAUUUUUGAAUUCAAUAAUGAUAAGGCCAUUUGAGCGAGGCAGUUCUGGAUACACAUAGCAAUGAUUCAGUAAUUUUAAAUUUAAAUCCAUUAUCAUUUUAUAACUUAAAAGUAUGGUGUGUUAACUUAAUCUAUACUACUAUUAUAAAGAGGAAAGAUUUGUAUGUAUGUUUGUAAUGAAUAAACUCAGAAACUAC